AUGCUGAGCGUCACUGUGCUUUCGUACGGGCUCGGACUGGUGAUGUUCUUGCUGAUCGAGCAACCGGCGGCCAAUCUGCUGGGAACCUCCGUCCAGACAAGUCGUCUGGAGGAGUCACCAAAUCCCAGUUGUUUUUACUCCCUCCGAACUCUGGUCCGCUCGUCCGCAUCGUUGCUGCUGGAAGACAAUGUCAAACUACCCGCUCUUUACCGCUACGACAAUUACGACCAGUGUCUGGCGCAAGGAAGUACCUUCUGUAUGGUGCGAGCAGUGGUGAAGCCAAACUCCUCCAAUGAAGUGUGGAAUCGGAUACAGAGUACUUACUCGAAUGGACGCUUCUAUCGCCAUAAUUUAGUGGAACGUGCAAUUUGCAUCGAGAGGUGUCUUCAAAUCGUCAAUGAACUUAGCCAUAGUGAGCGCCAAGAACUGCUAGGUGAACCUUUUGCAGUGGAUUUCAAAUAUUUUCUAGAUGCCAAAUUCUUCCCACUUCAAUCGCACCACCGAAAGCUGCACGGAGAAGUGGUGAACGUGUGCGUCAACCGGGAGCUUCGUUCGGAAUUUGGGCUGGAAGCUUUCGCAGAGAUUGAGUACUGCCAUGAACCAAAUCGCAGGGUGGAUCCACUUGACACGUGGGAUGUUAUCUGUAUCGCCGUUAUCUGUUUAGUUAUUGUGUUUUCAAUUCUAAGCACGAUUUUUGACUAUCAUCUGAAGAAGAAAUUAUCUCUGGGAGACCACUUUGGAACGAAUCUCGAAUCAAUCGAACACCGCCUCGCUACAGUUUGGUCAGUUCCGCGCAACCUGCGCUCGAUGACCGCCCCUCCCAGAUCCGUACUGGGCAAGGAUUUCCUGUGUUUGGAGGGUGUACGAUUCGUCACGAUGUUCGUUGUUGUCGUAGUUCACGUGGCUCAAAUGUGGAUGAGAAUUCCGUUGCAAAAUCCGGAACUGUUUGAAGAAGCGUUCCAAAAUUCGAUUUUUGCAUCUGUGUGUCAAAUGACCACAAAUUUGGUGCAGUUGUUUUUUACCAUUGGUGGAUUGCUAACGGCUGUGAAUCUGUUGGACUUUUUGGCCAAAAAUCCUGGCAACAUUCGAAGUUGGUGGAAGGUGCUGUGGGACAAAGUGGUCAACCGGUUGAAGCGGCUGCUGCCAGUGUACCUGUUUAUGAUUCUGAUAGUAGCCACCCUAUUUAGAAGAAUCCCUAUUGGACCACUGUAUGAUCGAAUUGUGGGCGCUGAAUCGAGCAAUUGUCGCACGAAUUGGUGGAUCAAUUUGCUGUUUGUGAACAACUACGUCAAUGGAAAUGAUACGUGUCUACGAGCGAGUUGGUAUUUGAGUGCAGAUUUGCAGUACUAUCUGUUUGGAAUAUUUGCAUUGCUAAUGAUGACAAGGUUUUCGAAGACCACCAAGUACUGGAUCGGCUUCAUGGUGAUACUGAACUUUGCUGGGCCAGGCUUGGAGAUAUGGUUUAGACAGCUGCCUCCUCUAUCAACAAACGCUAUUAGGUUUUCGGCUCCAACCUUUUUUGACGACGAAUGGAUGGAAAAAAUGUACAAGCCGUUCCAGACGAGUAGUGCCGGGUACUUUUACGGUAUCAUGGCAGGAAUGAUGUACCACCAAAUCAAACACUCUGGAAAGAUUCUCGAGAGUCAAAAGGUUCGCUCUGCAAUCGCAAUUUUAGCAAUAGUCGUUACAGUUGCCUGUUAUGCACCAGCGUAUCUCUUGUAUGAAGCAAACCUCAAGCCUCUUCCGUGGCCAAUGCCAAUCUACGGCUCUGUGGCCAAAAACAUAUGUAGCAUAGCGGCUGCCGUAGUGUUCGUCAAUGCGGCCCUCAAUGAAGAAGGCUCAUUUAGGAAUAUUAUGGAGCACACUUGCCUCGUACCGCUGGGAAAACUGAGCUACACGGUGUAUCACAUAAAUUUUGUGCUUGUGACGGCGUUGGUCGUUGUCGUGCGGGAAACCAUAACACUUGAUGCAUCGAUGUUGAUUGGGAGCACGGUGGGCAUCUUGGUGCUUUCGUACGGGCUAGGACUGGUUCUGUUCCUGUUGGUCGAGCAACCCUUGGCUAAUCUGUUGGGAAGUAAAACAAACUACUUCCGGUUUGCUGGUAAAUUUUCAGUGAAAAAAGCGAAAGGCCUAUCUGGUUGUGCCAAUCAAAAGAAUAAAAGUAAAAAAUAAAAAAAAGA
Culex pipiens pallens (northern house mosquito) is the source of this 2180-nucleotide messenger RNA. Its product is annotated as O-acyltransferase like protein-like. The record is from RefSeq and is a predicted model, not a curated record. Lineage: Eukaryota; Metazoa; Arthropoda; Insecta; Diptera; Culicidae. The coding region runs from base 1 to 2172 and encodes 723 amino acids. The transcript has 11 exons. Gene Ontology annotation, molecular function: acyltransferase activity, transferring groups other than amino-acyl groups.